Messenger RNA from Molossus molossus (Pallas's mastiff bat), 582 nucleotides. It is a transcript of the gene MSGN1, whose product is annotated as mesogenin 1. NCBI's taxonomy places the organism in Eukaryota, Metazoa, Chordata, Mammalia, Chiroptera, Molossidae. The coding region runs from base 1 to 582 and encodes 193 amino acids. Gene Ontology annotation, cellular component: nucleus. Gene Ontology annotation, biological process: mesoderm formation; regulation of transcription by RNA polymerase II. The record is from RefSeq and is a predicted model, not a curated record. The transcript has a single exon. Gene Ontology annotation, molecular function: RNA polymerase II cis-regulatory region sequence-specific DNA binding; protein dimerization activity; DNA-binding transcription factor activity, RNA polymerase II-specific.
AUGGACAACCUGCGCGAGACCUUCCUCGGCCUGGGAGACGGCUUGGGCUCCUCCGACAGCCCUGGCCUGCUGUCCUCUUGGGACUGGAGAAACGGAGCAGGGCCCUUCGAGCUGAACCAGGCCUCCCCGGCGCAGAGCCUGUCCCCAGCUCCCUCGCUGGAGUCGUACACCUCCUCCCCCUGUCCGGCUGUGGCUGGGCUGCCCUGUGGGCACGGCGCUGCCAUCCACGGGGGCAGCGAUGGCCGCAGCGGCCACGGCAGCGGCGGCCUGGUAGAGGUGGAUUACAACGUGUUAGCUUUCCAGCCUGCCUACCUGCAGGGCACCGGUGGCCCCAAGACCCAGAAGGGCACCAAAGUAAGGAUGUCUGUCCAACGGAGACGGAAGGCCAGCGAGAGGGAGAAGCUCCGGAUGAGGACCUUGGCAGAUGCCCUGCACACCCUCCGGAAUUACCUGCCACCUGUGUACAGCCAGAGGGGCCAGCCGCUCACCAAGAUCCAGACGCUGAAGUACACCAUCAAGUACAUCGGCGAGCUCACCGACCUCCUCAACGGCGGGCGGGAGCCCCGGGCCCAGAGCGCCUGA